GGGAGGGAGAGAAGCACCUCCAGACCCCUCUGGAAAAAGCCCAGACAACCCAGACAGGCGGGUUCUGCCCCUCUCACACCCACCCUGACACCGCAGCCCUCUCUGCAAAGGACGCCAUGAGCACAGAAAGCAUGAUCCGGGACGUGGAGCUCGCUGGGGAGGAGCCCCUCCAGAAGGCAGGGGGCCCCCAGGGCUCCGGGCGGUGCUGGUGCCUCAGCUUCUUCUCCUUCCUGCUCGUGGCAGGAGCCACCACGCUCUUCUGCCUGCUGCACUUCGGGGUGAUCGGCCCCCAGCGGGGAGAGCAGCUCCUGAGCAGCCUGCCCUUCAGGCCCCUGGCCCAGACACUCGCGCUCAGAUCAGCUUCUCAAAGCGGGAAUGACAAGCCUGUUGCUCAUGUUGUAGCAAACCAACAAGGACAGGAGAAGCUGGAGUGGCUGAGCAAGCGUGCCAAUGCCCUCUUGGCCAAUGGCAUGGAUCUAACGGACAACCAGCUGGUGGUGCCUUCGGACGGGCUGUACCUCGUCUACUCCCAGGUCCUCUUCAAGGGCCAAGGCUGCCCCUCCUACGUCCUCCUCACCCAUACUGUCAGCCGCCUAGCCAUCUCCUACCAGGACAAGGUCAACCUCCUGUCUGCCAUCAAGAGUCCCUGCCAGAAGGAGACCCCAGAGGGGGCUGAGCUCAAGCCCUGGUAUGAGCCCGUCUACCUGGGAGGGGUCUUCCAGCUGCAGAAGGGAGACCGCCUCAGUGCCGAGGUCAAUCUGCCCGACUAUCUUGACUUCGCGGAGUCCGGGCAGAUCUACUUCGGGGCCAUUGCCCUGUGAGAAGGACAGAUGUCUGUCCACCCCUUCCGCCCCCACCACAGUCCCUGUUGUUAUUCACUCCUUCAGGUCUCCUCAUCCUCUUCUGGCUCCGAAAGGGAAUUAGGGGCUCAGGGCCAAACUCCAAGCUUGGAACUUUGAACAAUGCCACCACUCAGAAACCCAGGGUGCGGGGAUGUGUGGUGUGGACGAUGGGAUGCUCACUAACCACCAUCAAGAAUUCAAACGGGGGCUUCCGGUUUGGAUCUCUGAAUCCAAUUGGGGACAUCUGGAAUGUGAGGAUCAGGAAGCCUUUGGCUUGGGACACCCCUGGGGAGACCUCACCUAGAGCUUGACGUGAGUGAACCGCAGGCCUUCCUUCCUCCAAAUGUUUCCAGAAUCUUCCCCGAGCUAUGGAUCCCAACCCCCUCCACAGGGCCAAGCCUCUCUAUUUAUGAUUGUACUCGUAUUUAUUAUUUAUUUAUUAUUUAUUUAUUUACUGAUGAAUGUAUUUAUUUGGAAGUUCAGAGUAUCCGGGGGCCCACCAUAGGAGCAGCCUUGGGCCGGACAUGUUUUCUGUGAAAACGGAAUGACCUAUAGGGUGUUCCCCUCUGGCCUCCCGGCCUCUGUGCCUUCUUUUGCUUUUCUUUAAAACAAAAUAUUUAUCUAACCCAGUGUCUUAAUAAUGCUGAUUUGGUGACCAACUGUUGCUGCAUCGCUGAAACUCUGCUCCCCAGGGGAGUUGUCUGUAAUCGCCCUACUGGUCAGUGGCGAGAAAUAAAGAUUGCUUA
Molecule: messenger RNA, 1588 nt
Organism: Heterocephalus glaber (naked mole-rat)
Lineage: Eukaryota; Metazoa; Chordata; Mammalia; Rodentia; Bathyergidae
Gene: Tnf
Product: tumor necrosis factor
Biological process (GO): immune response; tumor necrosis factor-mediated signaling pathway; extrinsic apoptotic signaling pathway via death domain receptors
Cellular component (GO): membrane; cell surface
Molecular function (GO): tumor necrosis factor receptor binding; cytokine activity
Source: RefSeq, a predicted model, not a curated record